AUGCGACUGGCUGACUCUGUUGACGAGGCAAUAUUGACCAGGGUUAUUAAGGAACGAUGGAGUCGCCGCGGGAUGUGCUCGGCGUUGCGAGCCCGGAAAAAACAAUCUAAUGAGAUGAACGGAGAGAGGGUGUCCCGAAAAACUAGCUUAUUAAUCCCGCACCGCGGGGAAAUGACGCUUAUGAAACAGCGUCCGGAAGAUGCAAAAAAUGCGCGGAGGGACCGAGCGGAACCGCCAGUGCUGCCAACGCCAGACAUGCUGACCUGCGGCGUGUGCUCCAAGGAGUUCGUGCUAGAGGACAUAGUGAAGUUCAUUCAACACAAAGUGAACUCGUGCAACAAAGAAAACUACGUGCAGUGCAGCGAGCGGGACGAGGACGCGGACGGCGGUAGUCGCAAGUCCGACGGCGUGGAAGCCGACAACGGGAACGCUGACGACGCCGAGCCCGUGUCGACGGACGUCGUGCGUCGCACGCCCAGCAUUUCGGCGCCGCUCGCUGGCCGCCGCCCGCGCCCCACGCCCGCCGCCAACCACGCGUCGUCCCCCGACCAGUCCGCCCUGAGGAAGCACUUGUCGUCGACGAAGCGCAGGCGCGACGACGACUCUGCUGACGAGUCCGCCGACGCGGACGACGCUGCUUCCAAGGACAUGCGGCUCUCGCCGCUGACCGCAUUCCGCGGCUCGUCCGCCGAAUCCUCCGAUCAUCGCCCUGGCAACGUCAUAAUCUGGUUCUCGAAUGGGCCGGAAAGUACGGAUGCGAACAAUGACGUAAAACGAGCUGAAUACCGAGUGUGGUUCCCCUGGCGAAAUGAGUUGUGCUCAUCCCCUCUGAAGGAUCCUGCAGAGAACACCGUUGAGACACUUGCAAUUCUUCUGGGUCAGGGUUGCUCCAGCCUCCUUUUCAGCCACGACCGCAAACUUGUCAUUUGCACUCGCCAGACGUUCUACUCGUGGCCUCAUUGA
Molecule: messenger RNA, 963 nt
Organism: Notodromas monacha
Lineage: Eukaryota; Metazoa; Arthropoda; Ostracoda; Podocopida; Cyprididae
Source: the annotation of a GenBank genome assembly